CGCUGCAGCAUAACCUGGGCCUUGGCGGAGCCGCGGUCCUGACACUGUACAGGAUGGGCUUCCCCGACUACGCUUCGGUGGCCGGCAGAAGUUAUCAGGUUGGAGCUUUUCCUACCAGUUCAGCAUUUGAUGGAUUUAAGGCAAAUCUUGUCUUUAAAGAGAUUGAGAAGAAGCUUGAAGAGGAAGGAGAACAGUAUGUGAAGAAAAUUGGUGGCGUUUUUGCCUUCAAGGUGAAAGAUGGCCCUGGCGGGAAAGAAGCCACCUGGGUAGUGGAUGUGAAAAACGGCAAAGGCUCCGUAGCUGUUAAUUCAGAUAAGAAGGCUGACUGCACGAUCACCAUGGCUGACACUGACUUACUGGAUUUAAUGACUGGCAAGAUGAAUCCCCAGUCGGCUUUCUUUCAAGGCAAAUUGAAAAUUACUGGCAAUAUGGGUCUGGCCAUGAAGUUACAGAGCCUCCAGCUGCAGCCUGGCAAAGCAAAACUCUGAACACCUUGGAGUCAACUUCUGCAGAACAUUGAGACUUUGUGUACAUACGUGGAUGUAGUGUGGGCAUGUGCACACACACGUGUGCCCACACACAUGCAUGUAUGUCUAUGUCCUUACAAUCCGAAGCUAGUCAGAAAUGGCUUGGCAGUAGUGUGGGCCAGGGGGCAUCACUGGUCUUGGCUUUCUUAAGCCCUGUGUUAACAGAGCUCGACAAUACUACUGUGGCCUUUCUGAAUCACAUAAAACUGUGCAUUGAAAAGUUAAUGGGGUAAUUAUAGUCUGGGUUAAAUUGAGGUACAGGGUACAGCAGCAAAAUCCAAGAAUUCAGUAAACAAAAGAGCUCAUGUGGCUUAUAAAAUACAUUUAAGGAUUAUUCUGCUGAGAUUUCAAUUUUAGAGUUUUCCUUGGGAGAACUGGAUGAAACAAAACACCACUAGCUGGGCAGUAAUUAGUGUUGUGCACUUGAAUACCUAAUCUAUUUUCCUUAAUAUUUUUUAACAUGCUGUAAUGGAACUUGAAUUUUUAAAAAGAACUCAGUUCUUUGUUUUUGUGUAACUGAAAAAGAUCAGGAGCAGGUCAUGGAGAGAGACUUCCGUCACCCCUCUUCCAGUCAAACUCUUUAAGAGGAGGGAGGUUUUCUUCUUGAAAAUCAGUGUGUUAGAUUCUUGAACCGACCAUUAUUCACAAUUAGGUGGGCAGUCAGAUUGCUUUGAGAGGCACGGUAUUUAAUGGAUUGGCUUCAUUUAGCAAACUUUUCAUUUAUUCCUUCCUCAAAACUUCACUAUUUCAUGUAUGUUUCAUUACUUAACCUGAUCUAAUUUUUCUGCUACCUGAAUGUUAAUUAUGCAAUGUUUCUUUUUAAAUUCCUUGUAAUUUACUAAGAUGGGCUAAAAAAUGACUUUGAUCAGAGGUUUAAUAGAAAAGGAAAUUUGCAUUUA
Trichosurus vulpecula (common brushtail) is the source of this 1426-nucleotide messenger RNA. Its product is annotated as non-specific lipid-transfer protein-like. The coding region runs from base 54 to 488 and encodes 144 amino acids. Gene Ontology annotation, cellular component: cytosol. Lineage: Eukaryota; Metazoa; Chordata; Mammalia; Diprotodontia; Phalangeridae. The transcript has a single exon. The record is from RefSeq and is a predicted model, not a curated record.